AUGUCCCACACAACUAGAUUUGGAUUCUGGAUUUGGACAUCUGACACAUUUCAGCGUCCUCGCAUUGGACGAGGCGCGGGCGAGGGACGAACAAACGAGGCCCUCCGCGCUCGUGCCACGUCCGUGCAGGCGGAGGUGCGCGCGUCGUUCAAGGCGCCUCAAAAGGCGGCGACGAUGGAGCUCGCCGCGCUGCCCUCCGCUGCAACGAAUGACGCGCGGUCGCCAGGUGAGGUGGACGAGGGGGGUGCGGGGAGGGGAGGGCGCGUUGGGGAGGAGGAAGAUGGGGAGGAAAGGGCGCAAUGGGGAGGGGGGAAGGUCGCGGCGCUGCCCUUCACCGCGUCGGACCACAAGGUGCGGCGUGCCAUGGCGUUUGUGCAACCAGGGGAGGUCCACCCGCCACCUCUCUCCCCCCUGCCUGACCCCACUCCUUUCCAUUACCCCCCUUCCCCUGCCUGGCUACCCUAUCCGCCCCUAACCCCCUCCAGGCGGCAGCAACCACAAGGUGCAGCGUGCCAUGGCGUGUGUACAACAGGGGCUGACCCCCCCCGGCUGACGUGCAGGCUUUGCACAGAAAGGAAUUGUUGGAGAGGCGGAACUGAGAGGGGGGCGGGGAGAGGGGGCAAGCUGUGGGAGAUAGAAGCACAGCGGGCAGGGCUGCCAGUGGUGGCGAGGGAGGGCGAAGGGAUGGAGGCCGCGUGGAGCAACAAUGCUGUGUGCUGCGAGACGGGGUCAGGGAAAACUUUCAGUAUCAAAGAAGCUCCUCAGGUGAGUGCGGUGUGGGGGGAAGGCCAGGUGAGUGCGGUGUGGGGAAGGGCAGGUGCGUGCGGUGUGGGGGAAAGAGCAGGUGCGUGCGGUGUGGGGGAAAGGGCAGGUGCGUGCGGUGUGGGGGAAAGAGCAGGUGCGUGCGGUGUGGGGAAAAGGGCAGGUGCGUGCGGUGUGGGGGAAAGAGCAGGUGCGUGCGGUGUGGGGGAAAGGGCAGGCGCGUGCGGUGUGGGGGAAAGUGCGGGUUAUUGCGGUGUGGGGAAGGGCAGGUGCGUGCGGUGUGCGGAAGGGCAGGUGAGUGCGGUGUGGGGAAGGGCAGGUGCGUGCGGUGUGGGGAAGGGCAGCCCUGCCAGCCUUGUGUGCGGCAAGGCGGAGUCGGGCAAGGCGGGGUCGGGCAAGGCGGGGUCGGGCAAGGUGGGGUCGGGCAAGACCAUGCAAGUGCCCCAGGUGCGUGCAGUGGUGGGGGAAGGACAGGUGUCAUGA
Messenger RNA from Closterium sp. Naga37s-1, 1245 nucleotides. Lineage: Eukaryota; Viridiplantae; Streptophyta; Zygnematophyceae; Desmidiales; Closteriaceae. The record is from the annotation of a GenBank genome assembly.